AGGUCCACCUCUGCUGGUGGUCUGACUGAUUUUAAGGCGUUAAUGAUUAAAGAAUUAAUCGCUACAAUUACAUCAUCUUAUUAAUAUUCAUGAACCAGACUUUUUAUAAGACGCUUUCCCACUUUUCACAUCAUUCAAUAUCCGUUUCCACAACUAACACACACACGAAUCACACAAUGUUAAGGGUUCUUGCUGUUUUAAUGCUCACUAUGUGGGCCAUACGGGCAGAAGAUAUACUAACUCCAGAAAUCAACAUUCUCAAUGAACUUGGCAAGAUUAAAACCUUGGAAAUAACAAUUAAAGAUAUGGAAAUUGAAAUGGAGCGACUCAGGACAGAAAACAAAGCACAGGCCAACACACUGACGUCCUUGUAUGAUGCAAUGAAGAUAAAAGUGGAUGAACUAAUAAAGCAGAACACAGAUUCAAAGGUUGCUUUCUCAGCUUCUCUUCUAACCAGUCAUGGUGCAACAAAUGUUGGACCCUUUUCAGAUUUACAAACCCUGAUUUACAAGCACGUCUUUCUUAAUAUAGGAAACGCCUAUGAUUCAAACACAGGAAUCUUUACAGCACCGGUUAGAGGAGUCUAUGCGUUCAGAGUCUUUUCUAAAGCUGUUGGAAGUGCAGAUAAAUCUGUUACUGCAGGCCUGUUUAAAAAUGACCAGCAUAUAAUUUCAACACAUGCAGACCAACAAAACGGGUUCUACAGCUCUUCAAAUGGGGUUUCUUUGCUUUUAGAAAAAAACGAUCAGGUUAAAGUUAAUCUUUAUCCUGGACGAUGGAUUUUCGACAAUGGUGAACACCAUCACAGCACAUUCAGCGGACACCUGCUUUUCCCAAUGUUGUCUGGGGACCCCUUGGAACCUUUUGGGGACCACUUGGAACCUUUUGAGGGACCUGAGAUUGAAAAACCCUGAUCUACAUGUAUUAUUAAUUAUAAGUCCCAAAUAAAUGUUAGUGCAAAAUA
Misgurnus anguillicaudatus (oriental weatherfish) is the source of this 964-nucleotide messenger RNA. RefSeq names its product cerebellin-1. Gene Ontology annotation, molecular function: protein binding. The record is from RefSeq and is a predicted model, not a curated record. Lineage: Eukaryota; Metazoa; Chordata; Actinopteri; Cypriniformes; Cobitidae.